Messenger RNA from Monodelphis domestica (gray short-tailed opossum), 1310 nucleotides. It is a transcript of the gene ITGB1BP1, whose product is annotated as integrin subunit beta 1 binding protein 1. Gene Ontology annotation, cellular component: cell periphery; lamellipodium; cytoskeleton. Gene Ontology annotation, biological process: negative regulation of substrate adhesion-dependent cell spreading; negative regulation of focal adhesion assembly. The record is from RefSeq and is a predicted model, not a curated record. Lineage: Eukaryota; Metazoa; Chordata; Mammalia; Didelphimorphia; Didelphidae. Gene Ontology annotation, molecular function: integrin binding.
GGGGGGGAAGGUGAGGACUCGGGGGCGGAUACCGAGAAUGGGCGCCGCCCUGCGGCUCUGUGGAUCUGGGCGGUGGCCGUGCUGCUCGGAGCUCGGAGAGAGCUCCCGAUAGCUGACAGCCCAACUCUCGUUUUUACAGAUAAGGAAACUGUGACUCUAGGAGAGGAAGCGACCUCUCGGCAUUUUCUGCCACAGUGAGUGUAAGAAUCUGGAUCAUCCUGACUAGUUAGUGCUUCAUGGAAUGAAAUCAACUAGCUACAAAAUAACUCAUAUGUCUCAAGCCUUAUUUUCUCAUGAGGAAAAACAUUUCUCUACUGCAGGAGAGGUUAUUGGAUCCAACUAUGGUGAAAAAUGUUUCGAAAAGGCAAAAAGCGACACAGUAGUAGCAGUUCCCAAAGUAGUGAAAUCAGUACUAAGAGCAAGUCUGUAGACUCUAGUCUUGGUGGACUUUCAAGAUCAAGUACUGUAGCCAGCCUAGAUACAGACUCUACCAAAAGCUCAGGACAAAGCAACAGUAAUUCUGAUACCUGUGCAGAAUUUCGAAUAAAAUAUGUUGGUGCCAUUGAGAAACUGAAACUCAGUGAUGGGAAAAAUCUUGAAGGGCCACUGGAUCUGAUAAACUUCAUAGACGUGGCACAGCAAGAUGGAAAGUUACCAUUUGUUCCUCUGGAGGAGGAGUUUAUUAUGGGAGUUUCUAAAUACGGCAUUAAAGUAUCAACAUCAGAUCAAUAUGAUGUUUUACACAGACACGCUCUGUAUCUCAUCAUCCGCAUGGUGUGUUACGAUGACGGUCUAGGAGCGGGAAAAAGCUUACUGGCCUUGAAGACCACAGACGCGAGCUCCGAAGAAUGCAGUCUGUGGGUGUAUCAGUGUAACAGUCUGGAACAAGCACAAGCUAUUUGCAAAGUCUUAGCAACGGCUUUUGACUCUGUAUUAACAUCUGAGAAAUCAUGAAUUCCUGCUAGCGGGGAAGAGAACUUCCUUCAUGUGACAGAGCGUCACGGUUGCUACCCAUCAAGAACCCAGCAUUCUGGAGGAAACGGGACAUGAACUUUUUCUCCACUAAGGAAUAAAUCGUUGUUCUAGUUUUGUAAAGAAACAGCCAUUUAAAAAUAGUGGUCAUUUAACCCGGCCUGGGUAAAAUUUUCUAAGCUCCCCAAAGCACUUCUAAAACCUAGUUCAGCGUUAUGACUGUUGCUGAAGUGAUUAUACAAAGAAGCUCGCAUGCCAGGUUUUGCCCACCAAUAAGCUUAGCACCAGAAAGUGUUGUGUGUAAAAAUAUUUUAAUGUAUAAUAAACAUUGCAACCUA